Messenger RNA from Coregonus sp. 'balchen', 1106 nucleotides. Lineage: Eukaryota; Metazoa; Chordata; Actinopteri; Salmoniformes; Salmonidae. The record is from the annotation of a GenBank genome assembly.
AUGGAGAUGGUGCAGGUGGAGUUUGAGUAUGAUUACACAGCCAAGGACGGGGCUCUGGUCUCCAUCAAGCCCAACGAGAGGUAAUUGAAUUGAAAAUAUUUAUUGUCCAGAAUAUAUUUCACAAAAUGAAAAUGAGUCUUUAGCUCAUAGUUAAAAAAGUAAAAUUACAAAGGAACAGAUCAAACAACAUGAUAUAGAUGAUAGAACUUAACAAUACAUGAACAGUACACGCGUCAUUGCUCAGCCCAAACACAGUGUUCACAUUACCUCUCUGGACCUCUAAUGUUCACAGGUACAUGCUGGUCUCCAGGACCAACGACUACUGGUGGCACGUCCGGAAGGACCAGGGGACCAAACCCUUCUAUAUCCCUGCCAAGUAUGUGAGGGAGCUCUCUGUAGAGACCCAGGGACCACUGGACCUCACCAGUUCUGGGACUCAGAGUUGCACAUCCUUGCAGGCAACGACUGACAGAGAGCCACCGAACAUGUCUAACAAAGGUCAAAGGUCAGGCGCUGUGACGAAGGUCCGCGCGUCCACGGAUCACUCUGCGAGAGCCACCACUCACAGGAUGUCCACGUUCGGGGUCUCACAAGACAUUGAUGAUAUCAAGCAGUAUGAGCGCAUGAAGACAAUGGUGGGACUGCAGACCUCCAAUAACGAGACUACAGAUUUCCCGCCACGUGAUCUGAAGAGGCGAAGUUUAGCUCCAGGUUUCUCAUUCACCUCAGCCUCAGACGCUCCAGGUCUUGGAGAUAUGCUGCAGCACCGUUCUCUAAAACUCCUUGUCCCACCCGAGCCCACAAGUGGACUUCCCCAGUUGCAGUCAGGCCCUCCUUCGCUUAUCAAGGAUCCAGUUGAACAGCAGAACUCAGACGGCCGGAUGAUGAAAACACUGCCAGAGGAUCCUAGUGGGCAAUCUCAUUUAUCUCAUGACUCAGAUAUAUAUGAGACUAUGUCAGAUACCCAGCACUCAGAGUUGACAGACUUAGUGGGAACAGAACUGGCUGGAUCUUUGGGUUCAACUGAAACACCAGCAGAACAACAGCAGAGCCUGGAUCAAACUUCUGGUCUGAUUGAUGUUACAGCCCCUCCUCCUACAGCUCAG